AUGAGCACAUGUCGAUGGUGUACACCUAGUGGUUCUGACACCACUGAGUUCCUGAAGAGCUAUGCUUCUAAACGGCUGUCCCCGGAAGAUCUUGAAGGAUCCAAUGAUGAUCUCUGUUACUGCCUGGAGUGUGUGGUUGAAUACCACAAAGCAAGGGAAAAAUUGCCAAAGUUGCAUGAGGUCUUGUGGGAGUUGGAAACCUCCCGUCUUGUUGCUCACAUUGAGAAAUCCAUGCAAGAAGAAGCUGGAGAAGAUGAUGAAUUGUUUAUAGUGGAUGAGAAUGGAGAGACACAGCUGUCUGGCUAUGUUGGCCCGGAUUUUGAGAAUAACCUGCGAGUGCCCCUUCUAGAAAUACUGAAAUAUCCGUAUCUGCUGCUGCACGAGAAAGUCAGUGAGCUCUGUGUAGAAGUGCUCUGUAGAAUGGAACAAAGUCAGAGCUCCUUUCAGGUCUUUGAGAAAUAUCCAGGAAUUUAUCUCUUUUUGGUACACCCGAAUGAAGUGAUUCGUCGAUGGGCCAUCCUAACAGCAAGGAAUUUAGGGAAGGUUGACAGGGAUGAUUACUAUGACUUGCAGGAGGUGCUGACUUGCUUGUUCAAAGUUAUUGAGUUGGGGCUUUUUGAGAGUCCAGAUAUUUACAGCUCUUCAAUGAUUGAAAAGGGUAAACUCAUCCUUCUGCCAUCUCAUUUAUAUGAUACUGCUAACCACAAGAACUAUUGGCUAGGGAUUUGUAUGUUGCUAACAGUGCUGGAAGAACAAGCUAUGGACUCCUUGUUACUGGGCCCAGACAAACAAAAUGAUUUCAUGCAGUCUAUACUUCACACCAUGGAGAAAGAAGCAGCUGAUGAGUCUACUGACCCCUUCUGGCCAGCGCUGCAUUGUUUCAUGGUUAUUUUGGAUCAGCUCGGAUCUAAAGUAUGGGGUCAGCUUAUUGAUCCUGUCCAAGCCUUUCAAACCAUUAUCAACAGUGUGAGCUACAACAAUGAAAUACAAAAUAUACGCAGUAGCUUUAAGAGGACAAAAUCUGAACCAGAGUCAGACUACAAUGAUGACAUGGUUACUUGCAGUCAGAUUGUGUAUAAUUACAACACAGAAAAGCCUCAAAAGGAUACUGGAUGGAAGACUGCCAUUUGUCCAGACUACUGCCCCAACAUGUAUGAAGAUAUGCAAACACUGGCUAACGUGCUUCAGUCUGAUAUUGGCAGAGAUAUGCGUGUCCAUCACAGCACGUUUCUGUGGUUCAUUCCUUUUGUUCAGUCGCUUAUGGAUCUCAAGGACUUGGGUGUAGCAUAUAUAGUAGAGGUCAUCCACUACCUCUGCUCAGAAAUCAAAGAUAUUCUCAAUGAAAGAAUCCAGCAGUGUGACAAAAUCUCUGAAUUUUUUCUCCUGAUCUUGGUGUCGAUUAUUGAAUUACACAGAAAUAAAAAAUGCCUGCAUUUGCUAUGGAUAAGCUCCCAAGAAUGGGUGGAAGCAGUGGUGAGAUGCGCUAAGCUUCCAGCUAUAGCAUUUACACGGUGCACUGAAAAAGCAUCAGGACACUGUGCGAGAGGUUCAUCAGCAGUAUCUUUACAAGCUUCUAACUCUGUGCAGCAUGCCUGUGUGCAGUUGAUACGCAGCCUUCUUAAAGAAGGCUAUCAAAUUGGGCAGCAAGCUCUUUGCAAGCAAUACCUAGACAAACUCAAUCUUCUUCUGCGAGGAAGUCUAUCUUUAGGUUGGCAGCUGAACAUCCAGGAAACCCAGGAAUUACAAGUGUGUUUAAAGCAAGUUAUAAGAAGUAUAAGGGACAGAACAUUGAAUAACCCUCUGCCUACAGGAAACAAUGGAAACUCUACAAUUUUGCCUACCACUUCUAUAAAACAAGAGAAGAGUGCACGUGGCGAUGGAUGUAAGAUGAGUGUACAAGGCAGAGAUGACCUUUGUUCACCAUUUGCUGUCACAUUGAAGGAAGGUGGAGAUGAAGAUUGUCAAGAGAACCCUUCCCUUAGAAGAAAGAGUGCCUGCGAAGAGGAAUGUAGAGAUGCAUCUAAAAGUUCAAGAUCUUGGACAUCCACAGGCCUCUUGAUGAAUAUUAAAAAGGAACAUAAUGACACGACAACUCAGGAAUAUGUCUUCCCACAGAACUCUUUGGCAACAAAAGUACGUGGGAAAGUUCAGAAAAAUAGGAACAAUGAUCUUGCGGCAGGGAAAUGUGAUACAGAUAAUCAGUGCUUUAAUCCAAAUACCCAGUGUUCAGAUUUCAGAAGAGUUGGAGAGUUGGAAAACAAAUGUGAAGGAGGACCGAUAACACCAAUGUGCCUGGCUCGUAUUGGUUCUCCAGAACAUAUUUACAGCUCAGAUAUAAAGGAGAGCAAUAUGUCUCCCAGUUCCUCUUCAAAGUUUAAAGUAGAUGCGCAUAGACUCAUGAAUUUGAAAAACAAGGUACAGAAAACUGAAUGGCCCUCAAAAGUAUCGCAGCUAGCAAAGCCAUGCGACUUGAAAAACUGCAGUUUAGCAGCAAGUGCUUCAAAAGCAGAGGCAGAGCAAUGUAAAUUUUGCACUGGCUAUCUAUGUACAAGCAAAGAUUGUCAUAAACAUCAGGGAGUGAAUACUGUGUGUGAAAAUGAAAUCUCUGUUGAUACUCCAUCUUCAAGGAGUUGUGAAAGUACACAGGAGAAAAGUGUCAACAGUGCUUUUCUAUCCAGACUGGUCCCCGCUAAACAGGUAUCAAAAGAAACACCGCUAGAUUGCUCUGGCUCCUCUAAAAACGAACCUGGUAUGCAGGAAAAUGAAGAUGAUGGUGUUUUGCUUUCAGGGAUUAGUGACACCUUACUGAAAAAAGUAUCCAUGGAAGAAAAACCAAAUUCGGUGUUGAAGUCUGUGUUUAAGAAAGACACUGACAUGCAAAUUUCAGACCGGGAACAGCCUAAUUUAAAUGACUUGGUUAAAUAUGACUGUAAAGAUCAAAUUUCAAAGACACUCUGUGUGGAUAAAACUUCAGCAAAUGGUGGUGUUCCAUCUAGCUCUGAAAACAAGAGGGAUGUAUCCAACCCUGCUUCUCAGAUCAGGCCACUGUCAGUGAAGUGUGAAUUACGUGACAGGUUGUUCAGAUUCUCAGAAUAUUUCAAAAGGGAAAACAAAUCAAUGGGGAAGAAAGAGGAGGAUUUUGUGAAUACAGUUUCUGAAGAUAAUACUUUAACAGACUCCCAGGUUGAUAGAGAACUCAGUAAAUUAUCUUUAGCUGCGUAUGCCAAAAGUGUCAAUUUCCCCUUUGAGUCAAGCCAAGAAAGCUCAGUACAUCAUAAUGUAUGUGAUAUUAAAAGGAAAGUGAAAGGUGCUGUAAGAUCUUCCAAUGAUGGCCCAAGUACCAAGUCUCCCUGUGAUGCAGAUUGCCUUGACAAUCAAGUCAUUAUAAUUUCAGACUCUUCCGAUGAAGAAAAAGGUGUGUCUGACAAGGAGGAGACAAAAAAAAAGAAUGAAAAUGUGUGUCCUGAAAAGCAGCCUUCAACUUCCAGCUGCAUUUCUGAUACCAAAAUAGAAUCGGAGACGCCAAGCUCUCCCUUGCCCCUGGAAGACUGUGAGUCUCAGUACUUCGAAUUUGAAACAGAUGUUGAUGUCUUUUCAGUUUGGCAAGAUACUCAAGCGUAUAGUAUGGAAGCAACUCAAGAGUAUAAACAAGAUCAUGUUUCAGCGUCGGUUGAUAGUAAUUCACAUGGCUCGCUGAACGAUCACACAAACGAAUGGGGUUAUGAUGUGGAUUACAUAAGUGAUGAUAUCAUGGAGGAAGAAGCAAACUUGAUAGAAAAGCAGAUAGAAAAUAUUUCUCAUCAGAAAGAAGCUGAUAAUACAAAAGAAGUAACUAAUUCAACAUUGCAAGAAUCUAUUAGUAAGGGAAAUGCAAAAGAUCAACUGGAGGAUUUUGCAGACAAAGGUACUGUUGCUAAAGACUUCACCCUGGACUCAAAAUCGACUGAACCCAGAGCAUCUACAUCUAACAUCUCAUUAGCUUCAAAGUUGGCCCUUAAGAAAAAUAGCGCGAGCCCACGGAAGAAUAUAGCAAAAUCUAAGGUAGCAAGGACGCUUCAAAGAAGUCCUAAAAAACCUCCUGUUCUUAAAACAGUACAAAAUAAAAUACUGCUUCAAAGUACGUUAAAAAAUUCUCAACCUGGCAGGUCAAUGCCUGCUGUGGUUCCUCCAAGGAAAGUUCGGCAGUGUCCUGUACCAACGUUAACUGUAGAAAAACUUGGUCUCAAGAAGGCACCCCGCAAAGCGUUUGAAUUAUCCCAGCGCUCUUUAGAGAGUCUAGCUCAAUUGCGCAGCUAUGGUAAAGCUGCAGGGAGAGUUGGAGCUGCACAGAAACAGAAGACUAAACUAAUUGCUCCUCAGAGUUUGUCUAUAAAACAUAAUAAAAAAUUGCUAGCCUGCCAAGACCUUCAGUUUUUAAGGCAGACAAGGCCCAAAAAAAGUGUCAGAGUGAAAAAUCUUGCAGGAAGUUCUGAGAGUAGAAACAAAAAAGUUAGCAAAGUGGAUGCAAAAUCUAUGAAACAAAAGCCUAAAAGUUUUGAACUGGCAUCUGUUGAAGGAUCUGUUGAAAACCAAAGAGAGAAAAAAAGGGAGGAGACUGUUUGUCCCUCUGCCAGUGAGAGAAAAUUUGAAAGCCUCUCUGUGGAGGAGGAGACCUGUGUCUCUAAAAUGCCUGGUUCUUCAGAGACAAACAGAAAAUCAGAGGAUGACAGUAUGAUGGUUCCUCCUGUAGCUAUGGAUUCAAGUCUGCCUUCCACUGCACUUGUUGGCGAUGAUAAAGAUGAACCUUCAGGAGAAGGUUGCAUUCUCCAACCUGAGUGUGAGAAGACAACUUCAAAAGAAAAUGGGUGUAAAUCAGAUGAAAACAGUGAAGAUGAUGAUGAUCUGUUUUUAACUCAGUUAGAUCCUGUGGAUAUGGAAUUAUGUUCCGAGGAGGAAAGUGUUCAAGAUACUGCUAUAGCUAGUAAAAAAGAGGAAGUGGAUACUGCUGAAAGCCUUCAGAAGAAUGAAUCCUUGACUACUGUGAAAUGUAAGUACAAAGACUGUAUGGAAAAAGUGGAAAAUCCGGGAGAGUACUGUAGAAAGCAUUCAGCCACCAGUUCAGAAGCAGAUCACUUGUUUGCCAAACCUUCUCUCCUGCCACCUUCUAAAACAAGAAAGCCUUCCACUACUAAAAUUUUCAGCUCAGCAAGUUCUUCACGGAAUGCAGCCUUCAGCAAGGAUCUCGAAGAUGUUAAAAAGCUGCCACCAGCUUCAAAAACUAAAGUGAAUCCAGCGAAACUGGCAGUGGUCAGGCCACCGAAUGCAAAGGCUGUACCAGUAGGAAAUCAAACAUGCAAGUCUCCAAGUUUCAGUAAUGUACCUCAACCCCAUAUUUCUAACAAUGUUCUCCAGUCACAAAAUAGACAAAAUGACAAUGCUUCAAAUAUUUCCAGAAGGCCUGCCCGAGAAGCAUAUUCUUCCUUUCUCGGUGCUUCGCAGCGUGAUCAUAGUAUUUUUGUUAAUGAAGUCCUUAAGUGGACGUACGAAAUGUUUGCAAACUCCAGCCAGUUUGGACCUCCAAGUAAUCUCCUGCAGUCUGUAGUAGCCUCUGUUCCUGUCCAAUUCCAGGGAUACAAUGACUAUUUUAAUACAUUUUUUCCCUUGAUGAUGCUAAAUGCCUUUGAAACACUGGCUCAAGAGUGGAUAGAAAAUCAGAGAGUAAGAGAGAAGAGUUACUACUUCUACUUACAGAACUUCUGUGCUGACUUAAAUACAGCAGAUUUUACAGCUCAUUUUCGAGAAAGUGAUUUGGCAAGGCAGCUUCAUCCAAAGGAGGAUGACUUGAUCUUUUUGGUGGUCCAAAAGAAAAAAGACACCUUUAGGGAAGAAAGUGAGAUGGAGAACCAUAUAGUGAAUCAUGUUGGUCUUGUGACACGAUUUUCUCGUGCAACUGGCUGUUUAACUAGACAAAAGGAGCAGCAUACCGUCUGUCAUCUUUCUGUGCGAACUCGAGGCAAUUUGUCAUUCUUCAUAAAUAAGCAAGUGAAGUGUGUGGUGGUUGGCUCGCUGGUGACCACACACCGAACGUUCAGAGGUCUGCUACUAUUGAGCAGGAGUCCCCUGGCUAAACCCAUCAUAAAUCCAAGUUACGAUGACUUCUGUCCCAGACAUUUGCCUAUAGCUUCAGAAAGUGCUGCAUCAGAUAUGAACGAAUACAAUGAAGAUCAAAAGAGAGCCAUUGAGACAGCUUAUGCCAUGCUAAAGCAGCAUCCAGGGCUUCCCAAGAUCUGCCUCAUCCACGGACCACCUGGAACAGGGAAAUCAAAAACUAUUGUUGGACUUCUGUCUCGUGUUUUGAGAGAAAACACUAGGAGUUUGAAAACAACUCAAAAAGCAAAUUCCAAGAUCAAGCCAAACCGUUUUCUAGUUUGUGCACCAUCAAAUGCUGCUGUUGAUGAAGUCAUGAAAAAGAUCAUCGUUGCGUUUAAGGAAAAAUGCCAAAACAGACAGGAGCCUUUGGGAAAUUGUGGUGAUAUCAAAUUAGUGCGACUUGGUGCUGAAAAGGCAAUCAACAGUGAAGUCCGGGGAUUUAGCCUGGAUAAGCAAGUUGAACAUAGAAUGAAACGAAAGCCAGCUGACUCUGACCAGGAUAUUCAGAAGAAAAAAGAGGCUCUGGAUCAACGGCUGGACAUGCUGUCUCGUCAGCGUGCCAUGCACAGAUGUGAGAAGAGGGAGAGUCAAUUGUUAGAUGAUGAAAUCGGCAGACUUUCAAAAGAGAGACAACAGCUUGCUUCUCAACUAAAGGAGGUUCGGGGGCACUCUCAGAAAGUACAGGCGGAUAUCAUCUUGGAGUCCGACAUCAUCUGCUGCACACUGAGCACAAGUGGAGGAAGUCUGCUGGAAUCCGCUCUUUGGCGGCAAGGACUUGAUCCUUUCAGCUGUGUCAUUGUGGAUGAGGCAGGGCAGUCCUGUGAGGUUGAAACACUGAUUCCACUGAUCCAUCGCUGUAAUAAACUUGUCCUUGUUGGAGAUCCCAGACAGCUCCCUCCUACUGUAAAAUCAGUAAAAGCCCAGGAAUAUGGCUACGAUCAGUCCUUGAUGGCACGCCUGCACAGACACCUGGAGCAGCAAGUGCAGAAGAAUGUUUUACGAAGCCUGCCAGUUGUGCAGCUGACUGUGCAGUACAGGAUGCACCCUGACAUCUGCCUCUUCCCAUCCAAUUAUGUUUAUGGCAGGACUCUAAAGACUGACAAAGCAACAGAAGAGAACAGAUGUUCUUCAGAGUGGCCAUUCCAGCCCUACCUUAUUUUUGAUGUAGGAGACGGUCGUGAGGAGCGAGACAAUGACUCUUUUAGUAAUCCUCAGGAAGUGAAGCUGGUGAUGGAAUUAAUUAGAACAAUCAAAGAAAAAAGGAAGGAUCUGGGUCUUCGUCGUAUUGGAAUAAUUACGCCUUACAGUGCACAGAAAAAGAAAAUUCAAGAACAACUGGACAGAGUGUUUAAGAAUAACAGCCCAGGAGAAGUGGACACAGUGGAUGCGUUCCAGGGACGAGAGAAAGACUGCAUCAUAGUGACAUGCGUCCGGGCAAACAGUACUAAAGGGUCAAUUGGGUUUCUGGCAAGUCUUCAGCGUCUGAACGUUACAAUUACUCGAGCCAGAUUCAGCCUCUUCAUCCUUGGAAGACUGAAAACGCUCAUGGACAAUAAAGACUGGAAUGAGUUGAUUCAGGAUGCUCAGAAAAGAGGUGCCAUUAUCAAGACAUCAGAAAAAAGCUACAGGAAAGAUGCUGUUAAGAUUUUGAAGCUCAAGCCAACAGUACAGCCCCCAACCAAAGCAGGGACAAAGACAUCUUCUCUGGUGCAGGCUUGUUCUUCCAGUAGCAAGAGGGGUGAGCUUGCAAAUCCAAGAGAGGCCAGCAGCCCACGGGAACUCGCUGCUGGUGCUGGCCGUGCAGCGCCACAGGGAAGCAGAGGGCCCCAGCAGCCACAGGGGACUCAGGCUGCAGACUCCAGGAGAGGCAGUGCCUCCGCACCCGUGGAGGCUGCAGCGCUUCCUGCUGAUCAAGAGAAACCGCGGGACCCAAGGCUGGCAAGUAUGGCUAGUAGAACUGAAACAAAAGGGAAGGAGCAGGCCUCAAAAGACAGUAGUCGGUCAGCCCAGAGCAAUCCAGGAUCAACAUCACAGCAAGGCCUCGAUGUGUCCUCAGCCACCAGGGAUGGGAUUUCCAGAACAGAAACUUCUAAGAAGCCCCAGCAAACGAUGGGACAACGCGACGUGCCUUCCGCGUCGCCUUAUGCAGCUCGGCACAAGGGUGACUGGAGAGCUCCUGUAUCGAAAAGCAGUUCAAAAGCCCACAGUGAAGGAGGUCAAAGUAACAGCAGUAAGUGGAACAAAGACUAUCGUGUUUUAACGAGGAGAACAUCAGAGGAAUCGCCAGAGAACACAGAAUCAAACAGUGCCAAGCGAAGAAAGACCUCUCACUGACUCUAGUAUCAGCUCAUUACUGAAAAUCUAUUCCCAGAUUUCUGUCUAGCAAGGACUGUAUUUUAAAUUAUUUAGUGCACCUGGAACUCCCUUAUAUUGAUACCACUACUAUCAGUAGAUCAUCUUGUUCCCAUCCUGUCCCUAAUUGUGAAGGGGACUUUAUACCUGACUGUUGAUAGCUUUGAGCUUUUGAAAAGAAAAGCUGGCUAGCUGCAUUGCUUGGAAGAGCAAUGAAUUUUGUUGUCUAGGAAGUUAAGGUUGUAAAUGUUUAACGAUGUAUAUUUGUACAGUAUACAAAAUUAUUUUAAGAUUUAAUUUGGCAAAUAUAUAGCUUCUUGUUUCCUUGUGCAAAUGUGAAUUUCUUAGUGAUGUAACUUUUUUAUGAAGAACCAGAGCAAAGCAAAAAAAAAAGCAACCCCAAACAACAAACAAAACCUCCCCAAAAUUGAAAAAACAGCCAGCCUUCUUUUUCCCUUUGCACUAGUAACUCUAAUUUAUUUGAUAGGAAAGAGUGAAUGUUGAAAAUGUGGUAGCAGUGAUUCUUCCUCAUGCUCCACUAGUGCCUCAGGAAAGACUGAAGGCAGAUGUACAUUGAUUGAAUGGAGAGAAUUCUACUUAUUUUGUAUAUUUUAUUGCCUGUUUUUAUAGGAACAGAAGAGCUUUGGGUUAUACAGAUGUGCCUUGAGUUGUGCUCUCGCUGCUG
Molecule: messenger RNA, 9166 nt
Organism: Gavia stellata (red-throated loon)
Lineage: Eukaryota; Metazoa; Chordata; Aves; Gaviiformes; Gaviidae
Gene: SETX
Product: senataxin
Exons: 24
Coding region: 1-8463 (2820 amino acids)
Biological process (GO): termination of RNA polymerase II transcription
Cellular component (GO): nuclear body
Molecular function (GO): helicase activity; transcription termination site sequence-specific DNA binding
Source: RefSeq, a predicted model, not a curated record